This is a messenger RNA of Gaeumannomyces tritici R3-111a-1, 1957 nucleotides long. RefSeq lists its product as hypothetical. The transcript is spliced from 2 exons. The coding region runs from base 228 to 1601 and encodes 457 amino acids. The record is from RefSeq and is a predicted model, not a curated record. NCBI's taxonomy places the organism in Eukaryota, Fungi, Ascomycota, Sordariomycetes, Magnaporthales, Magnaporthaceae.
GUCGCCCAACACGAAAGUCCGGUUGUCACAAGACGCGUCCCCACUGGUCCGGAUAUUGGUUACCCUGGGGCGGGAGAUUUCGAUCACUUUUUCCAUGAUCUCGCUUGGCUACUCCUGAGCUCAACUCCGCCUGCCACUCGAUUUCAACCUUUAUACCCAAAUAUCGCCUGACCCCGAACGACAAGUUUCGCACCCCACGCCUGUGCGAGAGAAAAGCGUUAGCAAUCAUGGCCGGCAUUCUCGCAGCUCGCGAUCAGGAGAACCUGGCUUUCAGUCGCCAGACUGUGGCCGCAGCUAAGAGCCAGGCGACCAUGUCCAAAACACCCGGCGCACUAUAUCCCAAGACACCUCUGAAAGUUCCUCUGAACGAUGAGAACACAACGACAGUAUUCGGCAAAGGCAUGCUCGGGAAUCAAUCAAAGCAUGGCAACGAGAACAUUCGGACUGUUGGCAAGGGCAAGGCGGUGCUGGCGACACCACUUGAGCCACGCACAGGAAGAGCGCCGCUUGGCAACAAGACAACAAACGCGAAAGCAAGGACCGGCCAGCUGCAGGGCGUGAAGAGCAUCGUCAAAGAGUUCGAGAAGAGCCAGGCUCCCGGCACAGUCUCCCGGCAGCCUAGGGCGCGGUCGCCCAAGACGGAAUCAGCCAAACUUGAGAUCCACACCGAUGCUACCGACCCUCUAGCCGUGCCAGAGAUCGAAUAUGCCCCUCCCAAGCCCAGGGACCUCCCGUACGAGUCUGAUGUGUUCCCGGAUGGUGUCUUGACUCUCGACGGCCUGAAGCCAGAGAAUCGUCUGAAAGGCUUCUACAACUACUACCACAACCCCGUAGACGCUAAUGGCGUAUCUCGGAAGGAGAGACAAUUUGCUGAGGCGCAAAAGAAGGCUCUGGAGGAGGCGGAGGCGCGUAUCAGGAAGGACCUGGAUGAGUUCGACUGGUCCGUCGGCGAUGUGCCUGGUUCCCGGUCCAAGAGGACGGUCAGUACCAACGUUGGCACUAGAACCGCCACCUCGACAGUCAAAGCCAUGCGUAUCCCUCCCAGGGCGCCAUCUGCCGCGGCAUCUCGCGCCGCAGCCCAGUCUCUUAGCAUAGCUCCCAGAACAGCGAUGGCACCAAAGAUCAACAACGGAAGGACACUUGCCAAGCCGAGCAAACCCUUCGGUUUGCCGAUAAGGAAAGCGGCGCAGCCCAUGUCCGCUGGACCCCGAGCGGCGCCGGCCGAGUCGGCAGCGCCGGUUUCCAGGACCACUCUCGGCUACACCAAGGGCCGCACCGCAUCAUCCAUGCUCAAGACCCGUCCCGACAGAGCCACGGGUCCUUCGCCUCCCCCUGCGCCGUCAAGCUCGUCCAAUGUUGGCCCUGUCCCGCGCUCCGGGCUGGUCCGCUCAGCGAGUACUACUUCGACGGCCUCGGAUUCAACCAUCACACCGGCGAGGUUCGCUCAGAGCCAGGCGAGGAAGGAAGCGGACGACGAGCGACGGCUAGAGUUUCUGUCCAUAUUCGAGGCUGAGGAAGACGACGACGGGCACCUGGGUGGUUCUGCCGACUUCAACCUGGAUGACGAUAUGGAUGAUUUCAAGAUGACUAUCGACUUCUAGGUUGCUUCCUUGACGUCUUCUCCUUAGUUUGCCAAUCACGUAAAAAUGUACCUACCUAAUGAUCAGGCGUUCGUUGUUGGGCCAUUUGGUCCGCCAUUUUUUCUCUCUUGCUUUUCGCGACGGCGCGCUCUGAUUUGGAGUUUUGGGUUUUGUGUUCUGGGCUUUGGUUAUUGUUUACUGUCUCUAUACCUAGUUUCGGUGCCACCAUUCUUUUUGCAAAGAAUAUUCCUCAUGCACUCCUUGAUUGGUGUAACAAAGAAAAGGGAAAUAGUAACGCAAAACACUCACUCUUCACGGUAGAGUAAGCACUGUUGUGGACGAUGGGCUCUUCCAUUUGGUCCUUGGCUUACGUGCAA